Messenger RNA from Salvelinus fontinalis (brook trout), 2876 nucleotides. RefSeq names its product eukaryotic translation initiation factor 6 (gene eif6). The coding region runs from base 138 to 875 and encodes 245 amino acids. The transcript has 7 exons. Gene Ontology annotation, cellular component: nucleolus; preribosome, large subunit precursor; cytosol. The record is from RefSeq and is a predicted model, not a curated record. NCBI's taxonomy places the organism in Eukaryota, Metazoa, Chordata, Actinopteri, Salmoniformes, Salmonidae. Gene Ontology annotation, biological process: ribosomal subunit export from nucleus; maturation of LSU-rRNA; cytosolic ribosome assembly. Gene Ontology annotation, molecular function: ribosomal large subunit binding.
CAUGGCUUGCGUUGGGUGUUGUGGGUUUACGUCAUGACGUUGAGGAGGAAGUGAACACGUGCGAGGAAAAAUACAAAGUCCGCGUUUGCUGAGGCCACAAACCUUGAGAAAGUUCUUCCUCAACUGUGAACUUCAACAUGGCUGUCAGGGCAUCUUUCGAGAAGAACAACGAAAUAGGCUGCUUCGCCAAAUUAACAAACACAUAUUGCCUAGUUGCAAUUGGUGGGUCAGAGAAUUUCUAUAGUGUCUUUGAAGGCGAGUUGUCAGAGACCAUCCCAGUUGUACAUGCCUCAAUAGCAGGAUGUCGGAUAAUUGGAAGAAUGUGUGUGGGGAAUCGUCAUGGACUCCUGGUGCCCAACAACACUACUGACCAGGAGCUGCAGCACAUUAGGAAUUGUCUUCCAGACACGGUGAAGAUCCAGAGGGUCGAGGAGCGGCUCUCAGCGCUGGGGAAUGUCAUAGCCUGUAAUGACUAUGUGGCCCUGGUGCAUCCUGAUCUGGACAGGGAGACUGAGGAGAUCCUGGCGGACAGUCUGAAGGUGGAGGUGUUCCGUCAGACAGUAGCAGAGCAAGUUCUAGUGGGGAGCUACUGUGCCUUCAGCAAUCAGGGGGGACUGGUACACCCCAAAACCUCCAUAGAAGACCAGGAUGAGCUCUCCUCCCUACUCCAAGUGCCUCUGGUGGCUGGAACAGUGAACCGUGGUAGCGAGGUCAUCGCCGCAGGGAUGGUGGUAAAUGACUGGUGUGCCUUCACUGGGCUGGACACCACCAGCACAGAGCUGUCCGUCAUCGAGAGUGUGUUCAGACUGAGCGAGGCGCAGCCCAGUGCCAUCGCUACCACGAUGAGAGACUCUCUAAUUGACAGCCUCACAUAAGAUGCCAGUCCGCCUUGAAUGAAAGGUAUGAGUCAUCCCUGAAAAUCUGUUGCAGACCACUCGCUGUCAUUUGAUAUGGUUAACACCUUCCACGUUUAGAGUUGGACAUUUGCAUGGUAUGACAAUGCUAGACUUCAUAAUUCCUUGAAGAGAUGCUCCGGUACUAGGAAAUAGUUUUUUAUACCUCCUGCUUUGGGCUGGAUGUGUCAAUGUGUAGAUCAUACUUUCUUACCUCAAUUAGCCACGUAAUCCUUAGUUUCAAAGCGACUCUUUUCUUGAAGGUGUGCUGCGCCAUUUUCCUUACAUUUUCCCCCAUAUGGGCCAGCACCCUAGCAAUUCGAGUUCUAGCCAAUGAUCACCAGCCCCUCUCAUUUAAGUGACAGCAAGCAAGAGGCUUGUCCAGCUUUAUCCAAUGAGGUUGCAGGGCUGGCCCAACGGCUCAGUGGACACAGCAGAGACAGCAAAGACGUGGUACAUACAGUGCAUUCAAGGUAUUCAGACCCUAUGACUUUUUUUCACAUUUUGUUACUUACAGCUUAUUCUAAAAUGGAUGAAAUCGGUUUUUCCCCUCAUCAAUCUACACACACUACCACAUAAUGACAAAGCAAAAACAGGUUUUUACAAGAUUUUACUCAUUUAUUAAAAAUAAACUGAAAUAUCACAUUUACAUAAGUAUUCAGAUCUUUUACUCAGUACUUUGUUGAAGCACCUUUGGCAGCGAUUAGAGCCUCAAGUCUUCUUCGGUAUGACGCUACAAGCUUUGCACACCUGUAUUUUGGGAGUUUCUUCCAUUCUCCUCUGCAGAUCCUCUCAAGCUCUGUCAGGUUGGAUGGGGAACGUUGCUGCACAGCUAUUUUCAGGUCUCUCCAGAGAUGUUCAAGUCCUGCCUCUGACUGGGCAACUCAAGGACAUUCAGAGACUUUUCCCGAAGCCACUCCUUUGUUCUCUUGGCUGUGUGCUCAGGGCCGUUGUCCUGUAGGAAGGUGAACCUUUGCCCCAGUCUUAGGUCCUGAGCGCUCUGGAGCAGGUUUUCAUCAAGGAUCUCUCAGUAAUUUGAUCUGUUCAUCGUUCCCUCGAUCCUGACUAGUCAGGUGAUGAUGCUCCCACCACCAUGCUUCACUAGGGAUGGUGCCAGGUUUCCUCCAGAUGUGACUCUUGGCAUUCAGGCCAAAGCGUUCAAUCUUGGUUUCAUCAGACCAGAGAAUCUUGUUUCUUUCUUUGUUCUUGGAGACCUUCCAUGCUGCAGACAUUUUUUGGGACCCUUCCCCAGAUCUGUCUCGACACAAUCCUGUCUCAGAGCUGUACGGACAAUUCCUUCAACCUGAUGGCUUGGUUUUUGCUCUGACAUGCACUGUCAACUGUGGGACCUUAUGGACAGGUGUGUGCCUUUCCAAAUCAUGUCCAAUCAAUUGAAUUUACCACAGGUAUUUGUAUUUUUCAUCAAGGACUCAAAUUAUAUUUUCUUUUACAUUUCUAAAAACCUGUUUUCUCUUUGACAUUAUGGGGUAUUGUGUGUAGAUUGAUGAGGGGGGAAUACUAUUUAAUCCAUUUUAGAUUAAGGCUAUAAAGUUAACAAAGUGGAAAAAGUCAAGGAUCAGAACUUUCCGAAUGCACUGUAUGUGACGUAGUACGCAAUUUCCGGGGACUACUUUUGGCUACUAUCAUAACUACUGGCUAAAAAGUAUACAAAAGUACCAGAAAAUCUCUAACUUUGUACAAUUACCAUGUUUGGUUAUUUAAAUGUCAAUUUUUCUGUAAAAGAGCAUCAAAAAAUGUAAAAUUUGAAUGCCAGGUUUUCGUUCAUCAUUUUUAACCAUUUUGAAACUGGUGGUUUCCUUGCUGUGGGAAACUAGAGAAAUGUUCCCAAUAGAAAAUGUACAUUAAGUCUGUCUGCCAAUUCCAUUACAGUUAAGCCUUGCAUGGCAAACACGUGGUUGAGAUGUGGCGAUAUUCCCUGCUGAUUUUUUGCAAUAUAUAAAAAAAAAAAUGAUUACCCUGUAA